Messenger RNA from Mytilus trossulus (common blue mussel), 3614 nucleotides. RefSeq names its product 1,25-dihydroxyvitamin D(3) 24-hydroxylase, mitochondrial-like. Bases 291 to 1877 code for a protein of 528 amino acids. Lineage: Eukaryota; Metazoa; Mollusca; Bivalvia; Mytilida; Mytilidae. The transcript has 10 exons. Gene Ontology annotation, molecular function: oxidoreductase activity, acting on paired donors, with incorporation or reduction of molecular oxygen; heme binding; monooxygenase activity. The record is from RefSeq and is a predicted model, not a curated record.
GUAACUUAAGUAUAAAAAGCGUUUAUUAUUUGUAAACAAACAGUCUACAAGUUCUAGAUGUAUGAAAUUGUUUCUCUUUUUUUAGACAAAUAUAUGAUUUGUUAAAUAUUGGAAAUAAAUACGCUUAUAUUGUGAUCAGCUGUGUAACUGGAAGAUCUUAGGGAAACGCUCUUUAAUUUUGUAUGACAGAAACAGACUUCACAGCGACAUGUAGUGAUUAACUAUAUAAUAUUUUAUUUUCCAAAAUUUAUUCACAAGAAAAGGAAUAUUAUUAAUUUUCUCUUGUCAGUAUGAAAUCUGUACAGAAGAUUAUCACACCCUUGCAAUCUCACUUCCGGUCAUCACUUAGAAGGACAUCUACAAUUGCUUCCACCACUGCGGCUUUCCCCCAAACAGAUGGCGGCAAUGUUAAAACUUUCAGUGAACUUCCAGGACCAACUGGACUACAUGAUAUACCAUAUUUGGGCAUGGCUUUGAAUUUCAAACCAUUCACAAAAUAUGAAAUAUUGGAUGAUUUUAUCGAGGUUAUGAUAUCUUUUCGGGAGAAAUAUGGCGACAUUUUCAAAGUACGAGCUGGUAACAGGCAUGUUCUAAACGUAUGCCAUCCAGAUAUUGCAGACCAGGUUUUCCGACUGCCAUAUAAGGAGAACCAUCGACACUUCCCUGGUAUGAUAGAAGCUUUCUAUAAAUAUAAUGACAUACCACGGUCCUUAGGUAUGAGGAGUGGUAAAGAUUGGGCUAAGCUUAGAAUGCCUUCAAACGAACAUCUAUUAAAGCCGAAAGCAAUGGCGAAUUUCACUCCACUACUUGAAAGAGUUGCUAAUGAUUUCAUAGACAAUCUGAAAACAGAACUCCAAAUUAAUGAUGCAGUUCGGGAAAUUUCGAAAUACGCAUAUGAAUGCGUUGGUAUAGCAUCAUUCAACAAAAGAUAUGGUUGUUUAAAUGACAGUUCCCAGGAUGAAAUGUUAGGUUUAUUGAACACUAUUUUGAAGACAUUACAAACAGCAUAUCUAAUGCCAUUUGAUAUAAACCGAUAUUAUAAAACCAAAACGUACAGAGAAUUUGAGCAAACCUUUUUACAGUUACAAGAAUUCUUAAAGAAAAAUAUGGAAGAACAAAUCUUACGUCUUAAUACAAUGAGAGAUGAAGGCACAUUAAUGGAUUACUUACAAGAUGAAUAUAAUUUGAUUUAUGCAAUGUUAUCAGAUGGAAAACUGUCUGCUGAAGAAAUUGUUACACUGAUAAGUGACCUUCACACUGGAGCGGUUGAAGGACUAGGCAAUGGAAUUACAUUUAUAUUGUGCGAUCUAGCUCUUAAUCCUGACAAACAAGAUACUCUCUAUAAAGAAAUUACUCAGAUAGCUGGUGACCAAUCAGUGAUAGGCAUUGACGCUCUACAAAAGAUGUCUUAUCUUCAGGCUUGUAUAAAGGAAUCUCAGAGAAUAACCGCUCCUUUUCCUGGCAUGUUGAGGAUACCCGAAACAGACGUUAUCAUUGCUGGAUACCGAAUACCCAAAGGGACUAAUAUCAAUAUCAAUCAUAAAAUGAUGAGUUUAGAUGAACGUUUUUUCCCACAUCCUACAAAAUUCCUUCCGGAAAGAUGGACGAGAGAUGGCAACACAGAUGUUAUUGAUAAAGGAUACCAAAACUUUCCUAAUGUUAUUGUAAAACCUUUUGGAUUUGGAGUAAGAAGCUGUGCAGGAGUAAGGGUGGCAAAACCAGCCAUGAUGCUCUCUGUGGCUAAAAUUAUACAAAAUUUUGAAGUUUCUUUGCCAAAUGGGGAAAAAGAAAUUAAGACAACACGGCUUCUGUUUCCUACACCAAAAGAGCCGGUGAAUUUGUGCCUUAAACCCAGACAAUCAAGUUAUUCUAGUUAGGACUUAUCCACAUAUCAUGUAGCUUAACCAAAAUGUAUGUAUUCCGUCUGCAUUGACGUAGCUGCCUACUUUGAUAGCUUACUUGGCAUAGGAAUGGUUAGUUCUCAUGUUAAUUUGUAUGUUUGUAUCUGGAAUUUAGAUACUCGGACAUCAGCAUACGAAUUCUUAGUUCGUGUUAAAUACAAUACUAAAAAAAAUAGUCUCAGUCUUUGGGAAGAAAUUAAAACAAACCUGAAAUUGUGCUUAGCAAAUAUAAUAGCCCUUUUCAUUUUGUAUGUUGAACUUGACAACAACUUACAAUUGCAUAGUUCUUCGUAUUUAAUCUUUUAUCCAGAUAUACUAUCAGUUGUCGCUAUUUAUUUAGCUCUUUAACACUUUAAUAUAUUUUUUUCAAUAUGCGAGAAGGGGAACAGAUAUUCUGUAUCUUUGUUUACUCAUGAUCUAUAUGAAGUUUUGUUGAAUUUGUUAAAAUUAUUCUCCCUUAGUUGGAUCUUUGAUUACUGAAUUUUGUAUACCAACAUAUACUCGUAUUUCCUUUAUCUCGUUGCAAACACUUAUUUGGCGGAAUGUGAUAUUGUACAGAGAAAAAAAUCACACACAUACUAGUAUUCAAAUAGGAAACAUUUUGAUUUGGCAGCUAAAACGUUACACACACACACAUAGUAAUGGUAUGGGAAUUAUAUGAAUUCUUCAUUCUUCUAAUGAACUUUCAUUAUUGUAUUAUUUAUAUCUUGUACUAUUAUAUAUCAUUUGUUAAAAUACAUCGGUUCAAGUUUGUACUGAUUAGCUUAGGCACAUUUAUAAAUAUUACAUUUCAAAUACUACAAAACCAUUUGAAUACUUAUGAUAUGGUUGCUUUGAAUAUUUCACGGUUGCAUCUAAUGAUAUUUUUAUUGAUGUAGUUUUUUUAGAAUGCUAAUGCUGUUAUGUUGUUUUGUUAUAAUAUCCAUUGUUAUUUACUUGUUGUUUUUAUUGUUGUUGUUGAUUGUUGAUAUACAUUUUUGGAAAUCUGACCCGGUCAUAAACUGGAGCUUGCAAGUUUCGUAUUUCGUAAAGAUGUCAAGCUGAUAGUUUAUGGGAAUUUGUUAUUACCGUGUGGUAAAUGAGAGAAAAAAUGCUAAUAAUUUGUUAUUGGAUUAUUUGAAUUGUGAAAUGUAGGGGCAAAAUUCUUCAUUUUAGAAGAAGACCCUUACCGUUUCGAAAACAUUAGAUGUUUUUUUAUAAAAAUAUCAACUAAUAUCAAUAUGAAACGUAAAAAUGUGGAAAAUUUAAUAUUGUUUUAGUGACUCGAAAAUCCCGUCUAGUAUAUAUUUAUUACCAACCUUAUUAUGUUGCUGUUGUUUAUUCAAAAGCAAUACCAAUUAAUUGAAUUCAACUAGUGAAUGUAACAUUAAAAUUUCUUUGUAUUCAUUCUAAUUGUACUGAUAAAUAAUUAAGUUUGAAGGAAAAAGAAAAUGAGAAAUAUAACAUGCACUAAUAUGUAUCUUGAAACAUCAUACAUGUAAAAAUCUUCAGAAGCAAAAGAUUUCAGAAUAAUUAAAUUAUUAGUCUUGUUUUCUAUGUUUAUCAGAUAAUCCGGCUGUACAUACAUGUCUUUGUUAAUCAAAAAAGUUUACUACACCCGGUGUGACCUGUUUAAAGAUUUAUACUGAUAUAUAUAUAUUUAUUUAUGUAGAAAAAUUUGUUAUUUUUUAUACAUAAAAUAUCGCAAACUACAAAUGAAAUUUGUUGUUUAAA